Molecule: messenger RNA, 846 nt
Organism: Lycium ferocissimum
Lineage: Eukaryota; Viridiplantae; Streptophyta; Magnoliopsida; Solanales; Solanaceae
Exons: 1
Coding region: 1-846 (281 amino acids)
Source: RefSeq, a predicted model, not a curated record
AUGGAUGAAUAUCGAGACUCUCAAAGAAAAAGAAUUCAAGGGGCAUUAGAUAUGGGUGAACUUGAAAGCGGUAGGGGCUUACAUCAAGAAUUUGGUCUUACUAGGGCUUGUGAUACUCGUUGGGGAUCCCACUUCAAAUCUUUUAGUAACUUUAUUCUUAUGUUUGGUUCAAUUGUUGAUGUGCUUGAUGAUAUUGUUGUUGAUGCACUUUGUCUAGAUGAAAGUGACAACGCAAUAGGAUUUCUCAGAGCAUGUCAAACAUUUGAUGUUGUGUUCAUAUUGCAUUUGAUGAGAGAUAUUUUAGCAAUCACAGAUGAGCUUAACAAAUGCUUACAAAAAAAGGAGCAAGAUAUCGCAAAUGCCAUGCUACUUGUUCAAGUAGCAAAGAAAAGGUUGCAAAAGUUAAGAGAGGAAGAAUGGGGUUCGCUUAUUGAUAAAGUAUCUAAAUUUUGUAUCAAGCGUGAAAUUUUGGUACCUAAUUUAGAUGAGCCGUACUUUACCCCGUUGAGAUCACGACGUAAACUUGUUGGUUGUACUGUCUCACACCAUUAUUACGUUGAAGUGUUUUGCAAAGUUAUUGAUUGGCAAAUUCAAGAGCUUUCUUAUCAUUUUGACGAAGUAACGACUGAUUUGCUUCAUGGAAUUCAUUGUUUAAAUCCAAUCGAUUCAUUUUCUAGUUUUGAUCUCAGGAAAAUAAUGAGAGUGGCUGAACAUUAUCCUGAUGACUUUGAUGAAUUUAGUAUGGGGGCUCUUGAGAAUCAACUUGCGAGUUACAUUAUUGAUGUUCGUGAUCUUGAUGAAAGGUUCUCCGAUCUAAAAGGACUUUGUGAUCUUUCAAAAGAUUAG